AUGUCGGUCCCCGAGGAGACGCGGACCAAGUACGCCAGCGGGCCGAAGGCUGCGGUCAUCGACUGCGUGAGCAAGGGCGUGUACAAGGUGCUGGGCAAGGGCGAGCUGCCGAAGCAGCCUGUGGUCGUCAAGGCGAAGUUCUUCUCCAAGCUGGCGGAGAAGAAGAUCAAGGCGGUCGGCGGCGCGUGCUUGCUGGUCGCCUAA
Molecule: messenger RNA, 204 nt
Organism: Emiliania huxleyi CCMP1516
Lineage: Eukaryota; Haptophyta; Isochrysidales; Noelaerhabdaceae
Exons: 2
Coding region: 1-204 (67 amino acids)
Biological process (GO): translation
Cellular component (GO): cytosolic large ribosomal subunit; ribosome
Molecular function (GO): structural constituent of ribosome
Source: RefSeq, a predicted model, not a curated record